CCACGGAGCCGGGCAUGAACUGAAAGUGCUGGAGCUUCAGGUGCACCAUGGGCUGGGCUGGCCAAUCAGAGCCCAGCUCCAUGGGGGAGCUUGGCAGGUUGGGCAGAAUCCAGCUGAGCCGACACAUACAGCAGGCAGCCGUCAAAGCCGGCCCUUGGCAUCUAGCGGCAGCAGCCACUGCUCCAUCCCUGCAGCUCCAGCCCAAGACAACAAGGAGACGGACCAGUGCCUCCCGCCUGAGGGGCCAUGAUCAGCUCGUGGAAGCUCUCCUUGCUCCUCCUCACCCUCUCUCUGGCUCUGGCGGCCAGCCAAGAGCCCAGUAACAAUGAGAUGAAGGUGUUGAGGACACUGACCCCGGUCAAUGUCACGAACGCCAACGUGAGGCAGAGUCUGUGGUUUGCCAUGCAAGAGUACAACAAGCACAGUGAGGACGAGUAUGUCUUCCUGGUGGCCAAGAUACUGCAAGCCCAGCUACAGAUCACCGACCGUUUGGAAUACCUCAUCGAUGCUGAGAUCGCCCGAAGCACUUGCAGAAAGCCCGUGAGUGAAGACGAAGGUUGUGUGAUUGAAGAGAACGCCAAGCUGGGGAAGAAAUUAUAUUGCAACUUCUGGGUAAGAACGCUUCCCUGGAAUGGCGAAUUCACUGUGAUAGAGAAACACUGCAAGGACGUGUGACGGUGUUUGGAGCCCCCCUGCUGCCCCUGCGGCUGCCUGCACUGUGAAAAAGUAACACGGACAGGCGCGAGGCUGUCACACACACACUU
Oryctolagus cuniculus (rabbit) is the source of this 764-nucleotide messenger RNA. NCBI's taxonomy places the organism in Eukaryota, Metazoa, Chordata, Mammalia, Lagomorpha, Leporidae. The record is from RefSeq and is a predicted model, not a curated record.